Ziziphus jujuba (common jujube) is the source of this 1090-nucleotide messenger RNA. RefSeq lists its product as uncharacterized. NCBI's taxonomy places the organism in Eukaryota, Viridiplantae, Streptophyta, Magnoliopsida, Rosales, Rhamnaceae. The transcript has a single exon. The record is from RefSeq and is a predicted model, not a curated record. Bases 58 to 921 code for a protein of 287 amino acids. Gene Ontology annotation, molecular function: zinc ion binding.
AAAAGUUUAAUCUUGCUGGAUCUCUAUAUUAUAUAUUGUGGUGGUGACUGGUCAGCUAUGUGUAUAAGCGGCCUGAAUAUAAGCGUUGAGGGAGAACGUGUUGCUGAUGUGCAGUUGAAGCCGGCGGAAGCGGAAGAAGUAAAUAAUUGGUUGGAGAUGAGGUUGAAUGAGAAGACGCUAACGGUGUGCAUGGGGGAGAUUAUUCUUGAAUCCAAAGACACUCCACAACAUUUUACAUCAAUUUCUCUGCCUCCUUCUCGUUCCAACAUUCAAAACCCCACCAUGUGCCGAUCAUCUAUCGAGACUGGACUGUCGAGUUGUUUAUCAAAACCGGACCUCCAUAUGUUUGCAAAUCUUCUUCUCACCCCAUAUAUUUAUAUUUGUGAUACUCAAAGUCCAUCCACGACCACUGAGGAGCAGCAGCAGCAGCCCCAGCCAGCAUGCUUCAUUGAUUUUGUAGCCCACAAAGUGGCAUCUACUGCGCAGGUAUUAAUUAUUAAUUCAGAGUCGGUGCAUGAUGAUGGUGAUGGUGAUGAUGAAAUGGGAUUUUUUGGAUUUCACUUUGUGGCUCGUGUGGAGGUUGUAUGGGCUAUCCCUAUUCCCCCUGAUGUAGGACUUGUUUUGAAGCGGAAACUUAAGAAACCUGCUGUAAUUGACAAACUGACCAAGCAGGCCUUGUUUCAAGUUUCUUCUUCUUCGGAUUCGGAGUUGGUUGAGGGCGAUUGCAGAAUUUGCCUGCAAAAGUAUUUAUCAUCGCAUGCCGCUGGCAAUAUGAAUGAUUACUUGAUCCGUCUACCUAAUUGCACCCAUGUUUUCCACCAAAAAUGCAUCCUUGCAUGGUUGAAGAAAUCUGACUUCUGUCCUCUUUGUAGAGAUUUAUGCUUGAAAAAUCUAUAUGAUGAUGAUCUCUCUGGUAAUUAAUUAGGACAAAUAAGAUUAGUUCUGCUUUAUUUUUUAGUUUUCAAUUAAUUUACUUUUCAAUUCAAGUAAUUGACUAAUCUAUUGUUAUUUUCGUCAUCACAAUUACUUUGCUUGACUUUUUAUUUGUUUUAAUUUUUUUUUUUAAUUAGGAAUUAUUGCAGAUCUCUUA